Vicia faba (fava bean) is the source of this 738-nucleotide messenger RNA. The record is from the annotation of a GenBank genome assembly. NCBI's taxonomy places the organism in Eukaryota, Viridiplantae, Streptophyta, Magnoliopsida, Fabales, Fabaceae.
AUGGCGACGGCGUCGCCGACGACCACCACGACGUCGUUUCUCUCGCCGAUACAGAGGUACGCCUCCGCCGCAUUGUUCGGACUAUCCCUUCAUGGAUCCCAAGUCAAUCAGACUCGGAUUCUACCCUUACCAGUUUCAGAUGACUCCAUCUCCAACACCAACCGAAUCAGUAGCAGUAGCUCUAGCAGUGCUGAUUCUGUUUCCGAUGAUCCUGAUCUUUGGGUUCACCAUCGUUCCGGUUUACUUCAACCAGUUUUCAAAUUUCUAGAUAUUGAUUCUUCCGCGUGGUAUGGAUUAGAGGAAACCGCUGGUUCUUCUUCUGCUACUCGUCAUGUUGGACCAUUUAUGAGACUGCUUUCCCAAGAAUUUGAUGAGGGUUCUGCGGAAUCUUCUCAAAGGCUAGACCAAGAGCUUGCAUUGUCAAAAGCUGUUGAUUCUAUAGUACUUGAGUUGGAAAAGAGUUUGCAGACUUCCAAUUCUAAAAGAGAUAGGCUUAAUGAGUACGAGCAUCGGUGUCGCGAAAAGUUUCCGGCUACUGAUGUUCAUUCUAAUUCUGAAAAGAUUGAUGUAAACUUUGAAACUCAGAAUGAGACUGAUGAUGCCCCUUUAAUCAACUUUGAAGACAUGGACCAGGGGUCUAGUAAUAGUAAAGUUGAUGAGAAACCAAUUGAAGAAGUGAUGAUGCUUAGUGAUCAGAGGAAAGUGGCGGUUCUCUAUGAACUUUCAUCUGCUGUCUAG